Molecule: messenger RNA, 3276 nt
Organism: Oncorhynchus keta (chum salmon)
Lineage: Eukaryota; Metazoa; Chordata; Actinopteri; Salmoniformes; Salmonidae
Product: chloride intracellular channel protein 5-like
Exons: 6
Coding region: 122-1390 (422 amino acids)
Source: RefSeq, a predicted model, not a curated record
GAGUGAGAGAGAGAGACCAGCGCGCCUACAGACUAUCACCAGUCAGUUAGUUGCAGCAACCUUGUAACGGACAACUCUUCCCCCAGUCGGCCCUGAACAUUUAGCCAGAGAAGCGGCCAGCAUGGAUAACUUGUACGAGACCGUAGCGGAGGGGAGCGUGUAUGAGCGGCCCGACAGUCCUGCCAAGGCCACGUAUGAGAACCAAGGAGCUAUCUAUGAAACUCCCAGUGAGGUGGAAGAGGCGUUGCACAGAGAGGAGCAGGUGUACUCAUCCCUGAGAGGGAAGCAAUCUUCACCGGACUACAUGGACACCAGAGACGCGCCGGAACGGGCAGCAGAUAAAGAUUGUUCUUCUUCAGCCUCCUCGUACGGCAACAACGAGGACGAUAAGUGCAUGGUGGAGGAGAUUAAAUUAGCAGCAGAGGUUGAGGCUGUCCUCGAGGUUAACGGUGAUGGAGCUGGCUCGAGACGGUCAUCGUCAUCAUCAUCCUCCUCUUCCUCCUCCAAGCACGAGGGCAACCUGCAGGACAGGCUGGCGGAUGCCUAUAGCCACAGUGAGAAGAGUCUGAGCGACAAGGAGGAGGAAGAACCGGUGGACUACAGUCUGAAGACCAUCGAGACUCUAGAAGCCAUUACUCUGAACGAGGACAGUGCCACUCCUGAUGACCCCAAUGCACCCGAAAUCUCCCUGUUUGUCAAGGCGGGUAGUGAUGGAGAGAGUAUCGGGAACUGUCCGUUCUCCCAGCGUCUCUUCAUGAUCCUGUGGCUGAAGGGAGUGGUCUUCAAUGUAACCACCGUCGACCUCAAGAGGAAGCCAGCUGACCUUCAUAACCUAGCCCCAGGGACCCAUCCUCCCUUCCUGACAUUUAAUGGAGAGGUGAAGACAGACAUCAACAAGAUAGAAGAGUUCCUGGAGGAUGUACUGGCUCCACCCAAGUACCCUAAGUUGGCAGCCAAGCAGAGAGAGUCCAACACAGCUGGAAACAACAUCUUUGCCAAGUUCUCAGCGUACAUCAAGAACACCAAGCCUGAAGCUAAUGGAGUCCUGGAGAAGGGUCUGUUGAAGGCACUGAAGAAGUUAGAUGACUACCUGGCUGGUCCCCUCCCAGAGGAGAUCGAUGCCGACAGCAUGGAGGAGGAGAGGGGGUCCACAAGACGCUUCCUGGAUGGAGAUGAGCUCACCCUGGCUGACUGCAACCUACUGCCCAAACUACAUAUAGUCAAGGUGGUUGCUAAGAAGUAUCGUAACUAUGAGAUUCCGUCUGAGCUGGGUGGGGUGUGGCGCUAUCUGAAGAAUGCCUACACACGAGACGAGUUCACCAACACCUGCGCUGCCGACAACGAGAUAGAGAUGGCUUACCUGGAUGUGGCCAAGAGACUGGAGAAGUGACCUUUAACCCCUAACCUACAACCAUGAUUUUUAACCCCUGGCCUCUAACCCCUGUCCUCUAACCCCUGUCCUCUAACCUACAAGCCUGAUUUUUAACCCCUUGAAACUUAAUCCCUGAUCUCUAACCCCUGACCUCUAACCCCUGACCUCUAAUCCCUGACCUCUAACCCCUGUUCUCUAACCUACAAGCCUGAUUUUUAACCCCUUGAAACUUAAUCCCUGAUCUCUAACCCCUGACCUCUAAUCCCUGACCUCUAACCCCUGAUCUCUAACCCCUGACCUCUAACCUUCAAGUGUGAUUUUUAACCCCUUGACUCCUAAUCCCUGACCUCUAACCCCUGAUCUCUAACCCCUGACCUCUAACCUUCAAGUGUGAUUUUUAACCCCUUGACUCCUAAUCCCUGACCUCUAACCCCUGAUCGCUAACCCCUGACCUCUAACCCCUGACCUCUAAUCCCUGACCUCUAACCUUCAAGUGUGAUUUUUAACCCCUUGACUCCUAAUCCCAAAACCCAUAUCAGCAGUUAUCAUGAAGCCAGUCCACAGUGACCAGCUGGUUGUAUUUAUUCAUCAUUUCCCCUGCUGUAGUCUGCCGCCACCAUCCACAUCUGGCUACUGAUUAUACUAAUAUAUUGAUUGCUGUAUUGAUCUGUAAGCGUUGAAAGGUCCAUUACAAUCACGAGCUUCACUUGGUUGAUUUUCAUAUCGUGUUGCUGUAGUCUCUCUAUUUGAGACAGAUCUUAUGUUGAGAAGUUGAUUUGAUCAUUUGUUAACAAAUUUUAAUGUAUUUUAAAAACUUUGGAACAAACAAGGAGAAAUGGCUAUGGGUGUAGUCCAGUGGGUUACUAUAGGAACAGGGUUACUAUAGGAACAGGGUUACUAUAGGGAACAGGGUUAUUAUAGGGAACAGGGUUAUUAUAGGGAACAGGGUUAUUAUAGGGAACAGGGUUAUUAUAGGGAACAGGGUUAUUAUAGGGAACAGGGUUAUUAUAGGGAACAGGGUUACUAUAGGGAACAGGGUUAUUAUAGGGAACAGGGUUAUUAUAGGGAACAGGGUUACUAUAGGGAACAGGGUUACUAUAGGGAACAGGGUUAUUAUAGGGAACAGGGUUAUUAUAGGGAACAGGGUUACUAUAGGGAACAGGGUUACUAUAGGGAACAGGGUGACUAUAAGGAACAGGGUGACUAUAGGGAAGCACUUUAUACUGUGUGUGGCCUCUGAUAGAAGCCUGGAACAAAGCUCUCUUCUGGUUGAUUCUCCUGAAUAAACCUGUUGCUACGUUGUUGCUAUAGUUUAACUUUGAUUGUGCAUCGGAACCAAUUCUAGAAUGGAUCUCAUCCUGAACCAUGUGCCUAUUUGGAAAUGUCCAAAUUCCAAGCCAAGUAAAAACGGAUUGAUUAACAUGAUAAUAACAUUCUUUAUUCAAUUAAAUCCUAAACGUUUGUCUACCAGGUGUUUAGAAUAUUUAACCUCUAGCUAUCAGUUGUUAGAACGUGUCCGUCGUGUUGGUUUAAUGUGGAGUUAAAAGAGAUUACUUUAGAUUCAGAGAAUAUUUAUUUAGAGUCCAUUCAGGCUUGGGCGAUGACAAUGUACCAGAUCCACCCUAGAGUGGUUAGAGUCUGGCAGGCGUCUGUAAUGUAGUCAGCCUGGAACGCAGACACAAUUUCCACGCAGCGAGUUCAGAUUCUAAAACUUUAUUGUCCAUUCAGGGUAAAACAGUCAUCAGUCUCUGUCUCAUGGUCUUUGGCUGACUUCCUGUCUAUAACCUGUGUGCUUCCUGUUCUGACCCAUAGUGUUCUGGUGUGGUUUGGAUGCUCAUGUGAUCUGAAAUAAGAGCCAUGUUUAGAGUGGCCCGCGAGGAAAUAAAAUCAUAUUUUCACAGAUA